GUCUCGUUGCCUGGCGUUGCUAAGCGGGUUUCUUUUAAUUGUUCCUCAGCGAUACGAAAAAUCUAGAGUAGUUUUGUGUCUUCCACGUACGCUAUUGCUGGCCGAUUUACUUUGUUGAAAGAUUUUGAUUUUAGUGUGUUCAGUCACAAAAUACUUGCCAUUUUAAUUAUUUAAUGGGGGUCAACUAAGUUGAUCCUUCUCUUCAAGACUUGUGCUAAUCUUUAUUGAAAGUUGACCUAGAAAUUGACUCUCAGUGAUGUCAAUCACAUCAAAUCUGAACACGAAGAAAUUCUGGCCAGUCAGUGUAUCAGCUUUAUUACAGUUUUUUUUAUUUUUUUUACUUAUAAUGGUUGUUAACUGAAAGGUCGGAUGUAUGGAAGUUUGCAGCUGCGCAGUUUACUUUCUCUUAGUCAAUGAAUAAAGCUCUGAAGAAAAAAGCAGCAAUAGGUUGUUAAAAGGCCCUAACUUAUUUGAAGUCUCAUCUGUUUCUUCAGAGAUAGUUACAUCACAUGUCAUGGAACAGCCUACAGAAGAAAAUGGUUCUAAUAGAGAAGAUGGAGCAUUAAAGGCUCAUGGUGAGACUAAAGGAAGUGACAUAUUGAACCAUUUUAAUACAAACUUUGAGCAGUCCUUAGGAGACAGCCACACUGUUUUUAUUAAGGGUCUUGGGGGUUAUCCCCUCACCUCCACCUCUGGAUCUGUGAUAACUAGCUCAAGCUUUCCUGGUGUGCAGGGUACAAUUAACUUUUCAACUUCCAUCGAAAGAAACUUUUACAAUUACAAUGCUCAUUUUGAGGAUGAAAUACCUCAGAAAAGUUCUAAUCGAGCCAGUCAGUGUUCAAGUUCUUCCAUGGAAGCCAGAUGCACCCAAUACCAGGAAGGCACACACAUGUGCAGCAAUAGUCAGAGUGCACAAUCUCCCAAAUUAGACUGUGGGGAGAGUGGAACUCAGGGCAGCAGUCUCACUGCAACUACAAAAAACCCCUCAGGGGCCAAAUUUUCUGAGUUAUAUUGCAGUUCUCAAAUUGAUUCAUCAAGCACAUUACAGCCUGUACCAUGGCAAAAUAUGCAACAAGCAUUAAACCACUUAAAAGAUUUAAGCUGUCCAAUGUUGGAAAGUUUACUUCCAGAAAUUGGUACUGAAUCAGAUACACCAAGUCUGGUCAAAAAAAGUAACAUUGACAGCCAUUCCACUGGUACUCUUCUGGAUGUAACUAAAAUGAAAAAUUAUCCCUCAAAGGCCAGAAGUGAUGUAGUUUUGGAGAACUUUGAUGAAAAUGACAUUAUAAAAGAGAAAACAAAACUGUGCAAUGCUCAUAACACCAUUUUCUCAAAGUGGCAGGGAACAACAGAUGACAUGUCCAGCUCAUUCAUUGGGUCGCACAUUCCAAAUUUGGACAUUAUGAAUAAUCAAAAUAAUAAAAUUGUUGGUUCCAGAAAUGAUUCUGCAUUUAGUACAACUCAAAAUUCCUACACUUCUCAGAAUACUAGUGAAAAAUUUAAAGGUUAUGAAGGACUAAUAGGAGCAGUAGGGGGAUGUGACCCAUCCUUUGAAAAUAAUAAUUAUGAAGAGGCCAAAAAUCUGCAAAAAACCAAACAAAAACGUGUACCUCCAAUCCGCCUUGGACUUUUGGGAGGUGGAGAAAACUCUUUGAGUAAUGGAACUUCAACGUGGGGUCUUACUCCACCUGGAAAUGCUGCUGCAUCUAACUGGAAUGUAAAUAGUAAUGGGAAUGCUGGAAAUCAGUGGAAUUCUGCAGGAAGACAGGGAGGACCAAGCAUGCCCCCUGAUAGUAACUGUAGUGGCCAAGGAAUGUCACCUCCAAAGCAACAUAGUACCUGGGCACAGGCUGCUGGCAAAGGGCUUACUGGCCCUUCGCAAACAAAUGGUAAUCCCACUAAUGGAAACCGUAGUAUUGGUUCAGUAGAUCAAGGUUCCCAUGGGGCAAAUGACCAACUGGUCAAACCUUGUAUUGAAGAAUAUUUGUCUGAACAUCAAAUAUCCGCAGUUCUUAGUGAAGGAUGGGGACAGAGUACCAUUAAUCAAGACACACUGUGGGAUGUCCCACUCUCACCUCAUUCUAACUCCAAAGAAGGUAACAGUUUUGUGUGGAAAGCACCAGCUAAUAAUGGUACAGAAAUUUGGGAAAAUAACAUUCGACAUCGCAAUAAAGGAAGUAAUGUGAAUGCUCCUAGCCGCAAUAACUCUCAGCCUUGGGGCCACACUCCUUCAACAAACAUUGGAGGCACGUGGGGUGAAGAGGAAGAUAACACUAACAUGUGGACAGGUGUUCCCCAGCCUGAGGGAAAUAAUUGGAGUGGCAUAGACAAUGGAUCAAAUAUGUGGGGCAGCUCUUCUCAUAACAAUAGACAGGGACAGUGGACUGGACCUGGUCAUGGAGGAUCAUGGGAUGAAUCAGGAGGAGGAGAAGGAAGCAGUGGUCCAGGUAAUGGACAAGAUGGUGGAGGUCCAGCAUGGAAUCCAGUAAACAAGACACCAAAUAUUGGUACUUGGUCACCUGUAACCACUCCAAAAAAAGAUUUACAAGCUUCAGGAUGGGAGGAGUCUUCUUCAACACAGCGCCGUUCAACAUCUGGUUUUGAUGACGGUACUUCUGUGUGGGGAAAUCCUCAGAGACAAGUGAAAGCGUCGAAUUGGAAGGAAAUGCCUCUUGCUAAACCAGUAAAUGGAAUGGGUGGGCCUGGAAUGGUAGGUAACAAUAUGAUAUCUUGUGGACCUAAUAUUCCACCAGUUGGUCCAGGUAUGAUUCAUCUGCCUCCACCCAUUAAUCCAUCAAGUAAGCCAGACAUGGGAACUUCAAUGUGGGGAAAAAUGCCACCAACAAAUCAUGGGCAAAAUUGGCCAGACAUGCCUCGCAGAGAUACCCAAGGUUCAGGAACUUGGGAUGAAUCUCAUAUGCAACCUAUUUUGAAGAACAUGCCAGGAACUACAGGUUGGGGGGAGUCAAUGGGGCCACCUUUUUGGGGUGCUAAACCCAAGAGUACUACUUUACCAAGCUGGUUUGAAGGACAUGUUGAUACUAGUAACUGGAUUCCAAUGAAGGGUGGUAAACCACUAACUAGAGAUCUGAUUUGUGCAAGUAAACAGUUCCGCCUUCUUUCAGAAAUGGGCUUCAAGAAAGAAGAUGUAGAAAAUACUUUGAGAAGUAAUAAUAUGAAUUUUGAAGAAGCACUUGCUGAACUCCAGGCAAUUGCCAACAGAGAAAAUGCAAUGAUGGAUGUUUUUGGUAGUAAUCAGAAAAUGCGACAUAACAUGGCAGAUGAUGCAAACUUCAUUGAUCAUUCUGGCGAUAUAUCCUGUGGACCAGGAACUGUACAUUCAUAUGGUGGAGGAUACAGUGGUGCUCAGGGUUUUAAGCAUCAAGUUAAGGGCUCAGCCAUAAAUAGCAAUUCUCCUAGUCUACUUAAUAAUGCAGCCAUUGGUGGGCAACAAUCUAGUCUUGGUGCCGGAAACAGUAUUACUGGCAUGAGUCAAGCUUUGAUGCAAAAACUUCUACAGCAACAGUCUUCUCCAUUUGGUCUUGCAAACAUGCAUCAGAAUGCUCUUGGUGGACAAGGAGGAAGAAUGAAUCAGCCAUCAGCUUCUCAUUUAAAGGUUCUCGUUCAACAAAUACAGAUGGCAGUACAAGCAGGACAUCUGAAUCCUCAGAUUCUUAAUCAGCCACUGGCACCUCAGACUCUGCAACUUUUAUAUCAGUUAUUACAACAGAUCAAAGUUCUUCACCAAAUCCAGCAGCAACUUCAUGUUCCUCAACAGUUUGGUAAAGGAGGUCCCACUCCAACACAGUUGAAUGUAUAUGUUACUCAGACCAAACAGCGGAUUCACAACCUGCGUAAUCAGAUUGCUGCUCAACAGGCUCAUUUCAUAAAGCAGCAACAAAUACAUCAAGCACCUCAAUCAGCAAAUCUAUCAGGUCCACAGCAGUCUUCUAAAGAUAUGUUCAAUCCCAGUUUUGAUCAUUUGACCAAUUUAACAUCUGACCUACAUGAUCUUUCCAUCCAGGAGACUCCUACACCUCAGACUCAUUCUCGGCUUUCCCAGUGGAAGUUACCAACUUUGGACAAGGAGGAAAGAAACUCUCCUAUGGGAAAUACUGAAAGCAACAACUUAGGAGAUUUUAGCCGUGCUCCUGGAACUAUGUCCAAGCCUGCAGCUUCAAUGCAUACUUCACAUUCUUCAUCUAACAUGCAGUCUCUAAUAAGUAAUCAUGAUAAUACCUGGUCUAGUCUACCACACACUUUGAACAAUGCUGAAACCUGGCCCGAGUCCUCCUCGCCUGCUGACACUACUCGUAGUACUAGAAUUGGCCCUUCAAACAGCAAUCUUAAUAUAAGUAGCUCUGCUUCAGUAACGUCCUUAGAACCAACAAGCAACAUUACCAGCAGUGUUUCAGAUAAUGAAGCAAAGGAAGCUACAGCAUCUACUUGUUCAGUUUCUAGCUCAAGUUCCCAGCCCUCUUAUAACUUGAAUGACCUUGUGACAGAAUUUGAACCUGGGAAACCUUGGAAAGGUAAUUCACGCAUGAAAAACAUUGAAGAUGAUCCUCACAUUACUCCAGGGAGUGUUACUCGAUCUCCUCUCUCACUAAAUACUAUUAAAGACACAGACUUGUUGGGUUGGACUUCUAAAUCCAGACCUCUCACUACCAGUAGUGGAGACUCCCUUGUAGCAUCACUGGCUUCUUUGACUUCAAACCCAUGGACAUUUAAUUCAGCCUCAUGUAAUGGAAGUGCUCUUAACAAGUACAAUGGCUCUAAAUCAAGUUGGGGUCUAUCUUCUGGAGAAGUCUGGGGAGCACCAGGAUCAAAGAUACAGAGACCUCCUCCUGGUUUACCUGGGCAAGGGAAAGGCACAAGUAGUUGUUGGGGUUCAAAUCCAGCAUGGGAUAAACAAAAUUCCUUCCUAGUGCUUCGAAAUCUCACACCUCAGAUUGAUGGUUCUACCCUGAAAACUCUUUGUAUGCAACAUGGACCUCUUCUGCUGUUUCAUCUUCUCUUGAAUCAGGGAAUCACACUAGUUAAGUACUCCACCAGAGAGGAGGCUGUCAAAGCUCAGUCAGCUCUCAACAAUUGUGUCCUUGGCAACACCACUAUAUUUUCAGAAAUUCCCUCAGAGGCUGAAGUGCAGAGCUACUUGUGUCACACUGGUGGUGGACAACUGGCAGGUGCCAGUGGAAUGGGAUGGUCAGGUAACCAGUCACCAAAUAACAACACCAUUGGUCCUAAUUUUAGAGGAAAUGCUCCUUUCCUAUAUGGGGGUAAUCGUGGAGUUAGUUCAUCUGAAAAAGGUGAUUCUAGUACCUGGAAUGGUGCAAACCAUCCAAAUGGCCCUUCUCAGUUGUGGUCUUUUUCAGGCUCCGGUGGUGGUGGUGGUAGUGUCUGGAGUACUCCACAGUCUGUGAAUGAACGAGAUCAAAAUGUUGCAAUGAAUUGCUUCUUACCUGUGGACUUACUGGGUAGUGAGGUCAUGUGACCUUGUCCACCAAUAAUCUUAGCUAGUAGUGGUGUCACUAUGUCCAGUCACAACAAAUUUUGAGUGAUUCACUUCUGGCUGGGUUCAUGGUCAAAAUGCUUACUUGAUAAAGAAUAAAUUGCAGAAUUUUAAUAAGGUAGUGUUAUGAGCUGAAAUUAAUUUUUAGUUAUUUCAUUUUUUUUUUCCUUUUUCUUUUGUCGUUUGAAAACAAUUGUUUGUAAAUAAAUUUUAAACUUAACAGAGUAGGCUUCUUAGAAGUCUGUGUGAUAAAUAACCAUUUUUUCUAAAAUAUGAGAUGACAUUUUAUGGGUCCUUCCAAAGUGUAUCUUCAUUAUUGGGGUUGUGGGAAUGCAAAGUUAAUACUUAGUGUGUGAUAUUUUAAGCUCUAUGUUUAAUUCAUUGUUUCUGACUGUUUGACAUCACAAAACUUCCUUACAAAUAUGCUCAGCUGUAUUGUGAAAUAAUUUAAAUAUAAGAAUUAGAUAAAGUAUCUGAAGAGAAGUAUUCCAGUAUUUUAAGUGCCAGAAUUAACAAAAGAGAGCCUUAAUUGAAAUUUUCUGCCAUAUUAAUUAUUAAGGUAACAUUCAGAAAUAAUCAUGUUUAUAUUAGUCAUUCUUUUGUAAGUCAAAACAUUUUUUUUAUGCAUGUGAACAUCAGUGGCUUUUUAUUUUAUAAACUUUUCAUAUUCUCAUACUAGAACCUCAAUUUUAUGCUGUGUUUAUGGAUUCUUAAGCUCCAAUUUUGUGGGAAGAAUAAAGUUGCUUCAUUUCUAUAUUAGAAGAAAAUGUAUAAUAGCAUUUAAUGUACAAGUGUUCUUGUCUAAUUAGAUGGCUUUUUCUCUGUUUAAAAAAAGAAACAUAUAUAUAGAGAUGGGAGGUGUUUUUUUUGCUUUUAUUUUACCAGUUUCUUGAUAUUUGUUAUUCAUUUAACAAGCACUAACAAAAGAAAUUGAGAACUAGACAAUUUUGAAAACCCAUUCCAAAAUGCUCUAAGGAAUCUUAAAAGGGAACUUGUUUAAGUUUGUGAAUACUGAAUUUUUAAUAUAUAAAUGUAAUAGCUGAUAAAAUUUUGUAGCGACAAGUUUUUAGUUUGGUCAGGUUUUUGUUUAUAUUUUAUUUGAUAUGAAAUGUAAACGUACUUAAUAGGGCUAAGUACAUCAGAAAGUGGGUGAAACUUAUUCUCUGAGAUUUGAUUGUUGGAAAAAUAUUGUAUAUAAACAAAUUGUGGAAAAGUUCUUUCAAUUCGUUAUCUGAAAAAUGUAUAAGAUGUUUACACUAUUCUUGUCUAGCCAGGUAGCAAGAGAAGAUCGUUUCAGAAGUAAUUAUAACAGGAAAACAUUCUUACUGUUUGAUAAUGUCUGAAUUUAUAUGGAGUUUCUUUAAUUGAACAUUACUUUGCAGCUGUUUUGUCCUCAAUAGUCAUUAACCAUUUACAAAGCAGCAUAGCUCUUCAGGACAUGGAAAGUCCCGGUGAUGUCAUUCAAAUACUUUUAGGCUCUGUAUUUUAAAUAAUAAUGUAUAACCAAUACAUUUGUAAAUGUAACUUGGCAGAGUUGUCCAAAUCAAUGUUUCCAUUACAAUUUAAUGUGUUAGUGAAGGUAGUGUCACAUUACAGACUUGUCUUGUCUGGUACAUUACUGUGGUGUAAAAAAUACAUAUCAAACUUUAGAUAGUUUCACUUUCUGUUUGUAUGGUAGACACCAAGUAUGGUGUCAUUCAGUCAUGGGACAUGGUCUUAAUUGCUCUACUAAAAGUAAUCAAUAAGUAUUUUGUAUGUCUUCAGCUUAUAAGAGAAAUAGGUAUCUGUUCAUGGUUUUAUUACAUUUCAAAGUGACAACACACAAAUUUAGAGAUCAUUCUAAAUCAGUACAACUUCAAAAUCUCUCCAUUUACUACACUAGAAGAAACUCAUGGCACCAAAUAUGACCAAAGAUAAUGUGCCAUUUUAUGUUAAUUAAUCCCAUCAGCUUCUUCAUGAAGAUAGCCUUUUUUACAUCCAUCCCAUGACCUGAGAAUGCAAAAACCUUCUUGUAAGGCAUUCCUUGCCAGGUUUUGCAGUCUUUUUGCUGCAUGCAAGCUGGGUGACCAGGCUUUGAUCAGAAACACAGAAUCAACAACCAGUAUGUUGGUGUGUGUAGUUAUAUAACCGUCCACUCCCUUCCAUAUCCAAAGGAUAUAAAGAUAAAACAAAAACAAUUGCCAAUUCCCAUUGUCAGAGUCACAAAGUAGUAAUUGUUCACUCAUGUAAAUAUACAUGGUGCUAGUUUUUAGAUGUAUGGUGUGGGAGAACUAUUCCACUCAAUGUUCCUGUAUCUUUCAGAAGCUUUGAUAAUAUUUUGGAUUUAAUAAUCAUAAGUUUGUGUGGAAAUUUUAAGAUAAGUUACUGCCAUUUUGUGCUUGUACAAAACAUGCUUCAUAUGCAUUACUCCACAGCUCACAUGUAAUGAUGUUUGAACUGAUCAUGAGCAUGCUUACCACAGUAGGUGCAACUUGUGAUAUUUUAGCUAAGGGUUGGUUUCCAUGACAACAGGGUUUGUUUCUCUUUGAAUUGUGUUCAAAUGAGACUGUAGUGAUGAGGAUGAUGAUGAUGCAGGGAGAUGUGUUAAAAAUUUGACAUAUUUAGUGUUAUUGCAGACUAAAAUCUUGCUGUGAAACUUCUUCUGUGUUGACAGUGAACAAUUGAUAAUUCAUUAUUGUGUUUAAGUGUAAUGUUGGUGAUGGAGUAGGUUUAGUUAAGUGUUUAGAUUUAAUUGUAAAGGUAGUGUUCCUUAGAUGUAUUGUUUUGAGCUGUGUUAAACAUGAGAAAAAUGUUUUCUCAGCUUGGUAGUUUCUUUCAGUCAUAUUAUGUGGAAAGAGUUAAGUGCUCUCGCUUCUCAACUCACACUUGGAGAUGAUUUGUUUUUGCCAUAAAAUGUUCAAGGACCAAACGUAAUUGUGUGGUAGAUUUAAGAUAACACCAGAUGUUGUUAAUUAUAAUCUCAAAAUAUAUAUAAAAAAAAAGACAAAAAAAUAUUUUAAAUGUUUGUAUUAUGAAGGCUAGCUUCAUUGCCCAACAGUCAUUUUUCCUGUAUUUGAGACAUUUGUGAUUUCUUGUGUGUGUUCUGCAUGCCUUCCAUUUGAUCGUACCUGCAAAGAACAUUGUAUAUAUAUAUAUAAGAGCUUCCUGAUGCUCUAAAAGUGCAAAUCAACCCAUUUUAAGUUUAUUUCCUAUACCAAAUUAAAUUUUUGGGUUUAAUUUCAUAUAAUUAUUUCCAUUAUAAAAGUUGUUUCUAUGUUAAACUAGUGAAAAUCAAGUGUUAGGUAGUUAUCAACCAUUACAAGUUGGCUUUUAAAAGUUGACACUGCAGCUACUCCCUAAAAGUUGAAGCGAUUUAUUUCUCAUUUGUGCAUAUUUCCAUCAUAGUAUAUGGCAAUCAGGUCUUCAGCAGAAAUCUGAUGCUAUUGUCAAGUAAAUGAUAUAAUAAUAAGACCAGCAUCCCUAGUUACAAUAUUAGUGUAAAUACCACUGCUUUUAGAACUACAUGAAUGAUGUGACAUUUACAUUUAUUUUAUUGAUCUCGUGAUUGUAGGUUGUACCAAUUUAAAGUAAUUCCAAAUCAAAUUGUUUCUGUAUUUUUUCUCUACCUUGUUUUUAGUGAUCUUUUCAGAAUACUCAGCUGAAAAAAAAGCCUAAAAUGAAACUACUAACAUCAAUUUGAAAAUUAAAUCAAACAUGUAUUUAAAAUUGUUUUGGGGAUUUAUUGUUAAUCUGUGUGUUUGUAUGGAAAGGAAGGUGAAAAUCUACAAGCAAACAUGUAGAGUAUUGGUGAAUUUCAAUUUGAUAACCAGGGAGACAAAAUUUAAGUCUCCUCAGUAACAAGACUAGUGGAGAAAACCUGGUUUGUAUGGAGUACUUAGUGCUUUCAGGCAAUUGCCUAUUAGUUGUGUUCAUUAAAUUAUUAUUGUAAUUUCAGCUAAAGAUGUUCAAUUCAAAAAUAUGUUGGAGUUUGUUUUCAUAACGUUUACUGUGUACAAAAGGAGUGCAAUCCUUAAACAUUUUAUUUUAACUGAUGAUAUUAAGAAUUCAAAUUUUUUUUAACAUCAGACUGUGGUUGCCUCUUCAUAACGCACAUACCCUGAAGAGAUGACUACCAGAUGCUGGUAUUUCCCAUCUGUAUAAUAUACCUAUUUUCAUGCUGAAAUCAGCAUGUCUUGGGCAUGUUUUAGAAAACAUGGUAUGCUAGUACAAUAUUAAAAUGGCUACAUACCUCAUAGCUGUGAUGAGUAAUUACAAAUCUCGAGGUGUUCUUUUAUUUAACAGUUUCGAAGCAAUUUAAAUAAAAUGUGAUGAAAAUAGCAAUAUAGUGUUUCAUUACACAGCUUCAUAAAAUUGUAAUUUAGUUGUGACAAAUGUUUAGUUGAAACAUUACUUGUAUGUUGAAUUUGAAUGCUAUAUUUUAUUUUCUAAAACUGUAGAGGGAUUACAAAAAUGUUCAGAAAAUAGCAUACUGCUAAACUUCUUACAAAUGUUCAGAUGUUAAGUUUAAUCAUAACAGUGUAGUUGUUCAGGGAAUGAUAUGAUGAACAUGAUAAUUAAGUGUAUGAAGAUACUUUUUAUUUUUACUAGUUUUGUCCUUGCCUAGUAUUUUUAUACAGCACCAGUAAUUUUGCUGUAUAGAUGCAGUGUUUAGAUGGCUUGAUGGUCUUUGUGACUGUCUCACUGUUUGCCAGUUAAAAGAUGGGCUUCCAUCAUAAUGGUUGACAGGAGGUAUAGUUAGAUCAGAGUAUUGUUAGACUGUUGAAAAACAUUAAUAAUCAUUAACAAUUCCUCCUGUUAUUUUCAGACAUGCCUGAUUUUCAUGUUGCUUAAUACUGCUGUAUAAGGAGAACUCAUUUGUUGAAAGUUUGUUUCCCUGUUUGCUUUUAUAGUCCCUUGACAAUCACCUAACCUUUGUAUUUUGUAAUACUUUAAAUAGUAAGAUUACCAAACACGUAUAAUGUAGAGUGCUUACAGAACUGGAAAGUGAUUGUUAUGACGUGCCAAAAUGUAACAAGUAAAAAAUAUUCACGUGUAUUAUAGAUAUUCCUGCUUGUACUCCUAAUUAUUCUCUAUGGUAUAUAUAAUAAACUCAGACAAGAGUUGACUCUUGUUUUUAUAUGGCAAAUCAUGUUGAAGGUACUGAAGUAACCUAUUAUACAAACCACGCAGUGUGUUAUUUUAUAAACACGAAUCAGGCACUGGUCUGUUGAUAUCCCUAAGAAAAUUUCUUUAAUUCACUCAGAUUUUAUUAGAUACAUUGUUUCACUCAUGCAAGUUGUAAGCUUCCUUGAUUUUUAUUGAGUUAGAGUAGGCCUCUUUUUUUCCGAGUUAUUAUAAAUCAGUCAUUAAAAACGGAUAUACAUUUUGAAUUUCUUAUAUUGAUAAUUUGUACAUAUAUAUUUUUAAGGUAUAUAACAUGAAAAUAGUGAAUUUUCUAAACUUGUUUUUUCUUGAUCACAUACACUUAAAAAAGGGAGUAAUUUAACGUUACUCUUUAGACAAGUUACUAAAGAACAUAGGUCGCAUAUGCACCCUCGCAAGAUAAUAUUGUAGGUCAGAAUUCUUCAGGCAAGUGUAGUUAAGAUAUAUCGUCUUAACUCUAACCAAGUGGAUAUUUAAUGUUCGCGACCAAACCUGCCCAAUCAUGUACAAAACACCAGGAAAACAUAAUUUCUAAAGGUAUCUUGCGCUACUGUUUCUGUUAUGGUGGUAAAGUUACAAGUUUCUAUGAUAGUAUUAUAACUUAGACUUGUGUUAUCUUCCUAGUCAUUUUGUGUGUUAAAACUAUUACCUGUAGCUUGCCGUGAUUUAUUGUGUUAAAUCGUUGUUUCUUGUUUGGGUGGUUAACUUUCCAAUGCAAUGUUAUACUUGGCGGUUGCGACAAUUUUCGGAUUCAUUAUCAAAACUUUUACUGUGCUAAAAAUUGCUUUUAGUAACUGGUUUGAACUCAUUGCACGCACUUUAACUAACAUACCGCGUUAUCCUACGAACCUAAUUCAGAACAUUUAAAUGUGUGCGUGUUUGCAUAGAACUACGGAAUUAAUGUGACAGGUAUGAACUGCAUGUUAUGCAGUUCCUCAUGAGCUUACUUAGCAUGCAAAUAGUGUUAUUGUAGUUGCUACUGGUACACCUAACUAAGAAAAUGUAGCAUAUGGGAUACCAGUUUAAAAUCAUAUCAACCCACUGACGUUAGUAACUGAAGAUAAAUUUGAAUGAAAAAUACCGUAAACAAGUUGCAACGGUAUAUGCUAAUGGCAAAGAAAUUACCAGAUAGCUAUAAUUUAAUUUAUAGAAAUAAGAAGGAUUGGUGUGUUGUAAGAGAUACGUGUUUUCUUUGUGACUUGGGUAGAAUAUUGUAUUCAUGAUCUUGUUAGUGAAACAUAGUUUUAAUUGACUACCAUUAAGAGAAAAAAUGAAUAAACGAUAUAAUUGUGAUCUAGGCUUAAGUAAAAAUGGAAGAUUCAACUUUUGUUGCACUUUUUUUUUCUACAAGUUUCAUACGAAUAUACCUCUACUUUAAGCAAUGAGUUAGGACUUCUAAUUUCGCUUACAACGGUGACAUUUAUAUGUACCCGAAUAAACGAAAUGUGGUUUAAAUAACUCGGUGGUGCGAAGUUUAAGAAUUGAGAGACUACGCUAUUGUAGCCCCGAUUUGUAUCAAACUACAAAAGUGAGACAUGUAGUCAUGUAUAGAAUCCGUGUUAGGUCUCAGUUAGUUUUACAUUAUAUAAAUAUAUCUUCAUACACGAGAUAUAUCCAUGGUGCACGUAGCGGGUGGCCUUUCUUACUGUUUUCAGCCAAAGUUUAUUAAAUCUAGUGUUAGCUGUAUUCAUCUAUUCUGCAAUUAAAUUAAUUUUAGUGCAUUCGUAUAGAGUGAAAGUUGCUGCUAUUCUCAGGUGUUCUGUUCCCGUUAGCCCUGAAAAAGUGGACAUCUUGUUCCUCAUGAAGAUAAAUACUAUAUACACCCCUUCGGCCCGUUACCAGCUAUUCCUGGGUAAUAAUUGUGAUCCCAAAGUUAUAUAUAGAUAUAUAUAUAUAUAUACGUAUGUGUGAUCUGUGUGUAGCUAUACGUAUGUAACACAAUUGUGUGCAUUCCUACAGUUGUGUUAGCAUUAUCGAGAUUUUGAAAACAGCCAGGGGCCUUCUCGAAGUAGAACGUCUCUAUCGAAUAUUUUAAGGCUUAUAAUAUUUUGCCGCGAACAACGUUGAGUGUGAUGUGUUGAUUUUUUGUAUAUUGUAUUGGCAGUAAACUUUGGAAUUAAAGGUUUGUGUAUUACCUAUAUAA
Messenger RNA from Limulus polyphemus (Atlantic horseshoe crab), 12797 nucleotides. RefSeq names its product protein Gawky-like. Gene Ontology annotation, molecular function: RNA binding. The transcript is spliced from 16 exons. Gene Ontology annotation, biological process: miRNA-mediated post-transcriptional gene silencing; positive regulation of nuclear-transcribed mRNA poly(A) tail shortening. The record is from RefSeq and is a predicted model, not a curated record. Bases 515 to 5494 code for a protein of 1659 amino acids. NCBI's taxonomy places the organism in Eukaryota, Metazoa, Arthropoda, Merostomata, Xiphosura, Limulidae. Gene Ontology annotation, cellular component: P-body; nucleoplasm.